GCAUCGUGGGGACGUUACGCAUCGAAGCGGAGGAAGAAAGGCGUAGGAAGACGCAAGAAGACGGACAAAAAGAUGUCAAGAUCUCUUCCCUACCUAUGUAUACCAGUAUCGGCACGGAAGUCGAUCCUAUGGGGAUCGAUAUUUCCACCACAUCGCCACUCUUUCAUGGCAGACCUCGACCUGGCCCUCCUGCUAUGAGCAGCUCAAGAAAAGAUGUCCUGGUGUCCCUUCCUUCAGUAUAUGCAACUGCUCAGUUCAUUCAAGACCUCGGACAGAUCAAAUACCCAGAUGGUAUCAAAAGUCCAGAAGUAGAGCUUAAUGUCAACGCAAAGGAUGGAAAAUUCAGAUAUGAUCGUGAUUUCCUCCUACAGUUCAUGCCCCUGUGUAAAGAAAAGCCGAAUACGGUACCUCUCUCUCCACUUGGUCUCACACCGGUCGAUUCAUUGAUAACGGCUCAUGACGACUCUGGGCGUCACCGCCCGAUGUGGGGUACACAGAGCAAGCAAGUUGAGGAGGGCAACGCUGCGAACAAAGCUAUGAGAAGUAAACGUACAAGAACCAAGCGGGGUGAGAAGCCGGUGGUACACCCAACUCAGAUUGCACUGGACAGUGCUACCACUAUAUCCAGUUCAUCUGCUCGAAGCGAUAUGUUGUUUGAUUCAGUAGUUCCCUUGGAACUGAAAUCCUAAGGAUGCUAGUCUGGAUGCAAAACUUGAAGAUUGCUUGGUUGGCUGUGAAGUCACAGUCCUUUUUUCUAAAUUCGUUUAUCAGCUAGUGCACUAGUAAUGUAACGUGCUCUUUCUCU
Messenger RNA from Serpula lacrymans var. lacrymans S7.9, 805 nucleotides. RefSeq lists its product as uncharacterized. The record is from RefSeq and is a predicted model, not a curated record. The transcript is spliced from 2 exons. NCBI's taxonomy places the organism in Eukaryota, Fungi, Basidiomycota, Agaricomycetes, Boletales, Serpulaceae. Bases 96 to 689 code for a protein of 197 amino acids.